Messenger RNA from Cuscuta europaea, 950 nucleotides. Lineage: Eukaryota; Viridiplantae; Streptophyta; Magnoliopsida; Solanales; Convolvulaceae. The record is from the annotation of a GenBank genome assembly.
CAUCUCAAGUUGGCUAUAAAUACAACCUAUAACUUAUAAUGUAUGUCAUACUUGACCACAUAAUUUUUAUACCAAGUACAUUAUUUAGUUUUAUCAUGUCUAGCAACACUGCGACUAAGAGAGUCAAUCGAGGUCGCCAAAGGAUUCCUUUCACAAAGGUCGAAGAUGAAACCAAUCGUAAAGUAAUGUUUUCUAAACGUCGUUCAGGUCUUUUUAAAAAGGCCAGUGAGUUGUGUGCUUUGACUGGGGUGGAUAUCGCUAUUGUGAUAUUUUCACCUGCAAAUAAAGCUUAUAGUUUUGGGAACCCAAAUCUAGAUGUUGUUCUCAAUAGAUACUUUGGUGAAACCGAUACAUCUCAAGAAAAUGCCGCUAAUGAGAUUCUUCGUGCACAUCAUGAAGCCAAUAUGAGCACAUUGACUCCCCUUAUAAGUGAUAUGGAGUCUCAAAUUGAUGAUCAAAUGAAAUCAGGUCAAGCUUAUUCUGAUGCUGAAAUUUGUAGACCUCAUCUUUCUGAUUUACAUUUAGAUCAGCUGAAGGACUUGAAAUACCACAUGGAAGAACUGCGCUUUCAAACUUAUGAGAAAUUAAAGGAAGCAUCAAAGUCUGAAAUGGUGACAACUCCUAUGGGCAUAGGUGGCGUAUUUGUCCCUUUCUCAUGUUCUGGAAUCAAUAAUGAUGGUGUGGGACCAAGUGGAACAAGCUAAGUUAUAUCAUAGUUAACUUCAACAAAAUUGGGCUUUUCAUCAUCUAUAAAAUUUGCUUGAAUAAGUGCAGUUAUUUUUAAUUUUCGGUUUUUGAAUCAUAUCUUGUCCCAAUAGUUUUUUUCAACGUUUCCCUUUUAAAGUUCCCGAUAUUAUGUGUAAUUGUUAUUGGGAAAAAUAUCUCUUUUGUUUAUCCUUCACUAAUUAACACUUUCAUUUGGAAGGGUUUAUAUAUGGACGUUAUUUAUG